AUGAACUAUAAGACUACUAGAUGGAAUUCUGAAAUUAGAAAUACAAAUAAACUACCAAAUAUAUGUAUGGUAUCAGAUUUCUUUUAUCCAGGACUAGGUGGUGUUGAAAUGCAUAUUUAUGAGUUAUCACGAUGUCUAAUAAUACGUGGAUUUAAGGUUAUAGUUGUAACACAUAGUAGAAGUAAUCGAUAUGGUAUAAGAUAUAUGGAAAAUGGUUUAAAAGUUUAUUAUUUACCUCAUAUAUGUAUGCAUAAUGAUGUAAUAUUUCCAAGUUUUUUUUCUCUUUUACCAUUAUUUCGUCAAAUUUUAAUUCGAGAAGAAAUUGAUAUUGUUCAUGGCCAUCAGGCAGUAUCAAUGUUAGCUUUAGAAUGUAUAUUUCAUGCAGUAACAAUGGGUUAUAAAGUUGUAUAUACUGAUCACUCUUUAUUUGGAUUAUCAAAUUUUGAUUCAGUUCAUGUAAAUAAUAUACUAAAGAUUUCAUUGUCUUGCGUUGAUGAUAUUAUUUGCGUAUCAUAUACAAAUAAAAAGAAUCUUAUUUAUAGAGCCUCAAUUAAUCCUAAAAAUAUAACUGUAAUACCAAAUGCAAUAGAUAGUAGUCGUUUUACACCAAGUUUAAAUAAUAGAUAUUUUGAAAAAGAUUCUUUAGUUGUUAUAGUAUCAAUAUGUCGUAUGACCUACAGAAAGGGUGUAGAUUUACUUGCAUCUAUUAUACCAAUAAUAUGUAAUUUGGAUCCAAAUAUAAACUUUUUAAUAGGUGGUGAUGGACCAAAAAGAAUUCUUUUAGAUGAAAUGCGUGAUAACUAUAACCUUCAUAAUAGAGUAGAAUUAUUGGGUGAGAUUCCUAGUUCUCAAAUAUGCUCAACUCUUCAAAAAGGUCAUAUAUUUUUAAAUACUUCAUUAACAGAAGCAUUUUGUAUAUCUAUUGUUGAAGCCGCAUCAUGUGGAUUACUUGUGGUAUCAACAAAUGUUGGUGGAAUCCCAGAAGUUCUUCCAAAUGACAUAUUAAAAUUAGCAAAACCUUCAGUAAGUUCUAUGAUAAAUAAGCUAAUUAAUGCAAUAGACAUGAUAAGAAGUGGGGAAGUUGAUCCUGAGAAACUACAUGAUAGAGUAUCCAAGAUGUAUAAUUGGCAUGAUGUAGCUAAUAUGACCGAAUUAGUAUAUUAUGAUACUAUUCAAAGACCUUGUAAUGGAUUAAUUGAAAUACUUUCAAGGAUAGCAAGCUGUGGUCCAGUUAUUGGAAAGGUAUACCUUAUAUUAGUUUCUGCAAAUUACAUAUUUUGGUAUAUUUUAAGUAUAUUAUAUCCUGAAGAUCAAAUUGAGCUUGCCAUGAAUUUUCCAAAAUAA
Messenger RNA from Cryptosporidium muris RN66, 1344 nucleotides. Its product is annotated as glycosyl transferase. Gene Ontology annotation, cellular component: glycosylphosphatidylinositol-N-acetylglucosaminyltransferase (GPI-GnT) complex. Bases 1 to 1344 code for a protein of 447 amino acids. The record is from RefSeq and is a predicted model, not a curated record. The transcript has a single exon. Gene Ontology annotation, biological process: GPI anchor biosynthetic process. Gene Ontology annotation, molecular function: phosphatidylinositol N-acetylglucosaminyltransferase activity. Lineage: Eukaryota; Apicomplexa; Conoidasida; Eucoccidiorida; Cryptosporidiidae.